Molecule: messenger RNA, 1887 nt
Organism: Aspergillus steynii IBT 23096
Lineage: Eukaryota; Fungi; Ascomycota; Eurotiomycetes; Eurotiales; Aspergillaceae
Exons: 1
Coding region: 1-1887 (628 amino acids)
Source: RefSeq, a predicted model, not a curated record
AUGUCCGACUACUGGACAAGCGCGGUGGAAUCAUUAAUAUCCGCUUUAGAGGAGCACGCAGAAGCCCUUUUCGAAGCCCAUCGAGAAGGCGUUUAUGAUAACAUGAACGACAAUCGAAAUCCCUCGGAGAUCAGCCCUCCUCCAGCGUACGUUGAGUUCGAAGAGCCCCGUUUCGUCAAUCUUUCCCCUGUUGAUUACCCCGACGGCACGGGUGAAUGGCGCGAGCUGGAAGAGCUACCCCCAUACAGCGCUGAAUCUCCCCGGCGUACAAUGCCAGAAGCCCACUCUGAGAAUACGAGCGCUAGUGGGGAGCCCGAGCGCGAAUCGCUCUCGCGCGUUACGGCCGUGAGUGAUCAUACUGAUUCUGUGGCUUCUGCUGCUCAUGUCAAUGGAAUUGAUAGUUCCCCACAUGCUGACGACGAGACUGCUGAUAAUGCUCCGAGUGAUGAUGGCACUUGGCUCUUUCAAUUGUUUCAUCAGUUUGAUACUCCGAUGGGUGUCAAUGGUAAAAAUAUCCCCGGGCCCGAGAACAACAGUCCUCCUGACGAGCCGCCGGAGUAUGGAAUUGAUUCGCUUUCUGCGAUGUCUGCUAAUGAUGCUCUGAUCAUGAGCCCUGACUUGAUUUCUGGUCUUUUUUCCUCUUUCGACGCUCCCAUUCAUGUCAAUGGUGAUGCCCCCUCUCAUCACGAGAACAAUGGUUCCACCGAGAACACUCUGGGUGAUCACAUCGACAAUUUGCUUCUUGAGCUAGUUUCCGCCAAUACGCCUCAUGAAGUCUGUGAUAUUGAUCACACUGAUCAAGGUAACGGAGAAGGUGAUCUGCUACACCUCGAGAGCGACAGCUGUACUGAUCAGUUGGUGCCUAACGGGCAGUCUCCAAUCCCACAAGUAGUGGUAACAGACUAUGACGAAGAACAGUCCUUGGCUUCUCGUCGGUCUGAUGUUACCUCAGACCACGGGCUUCUUGGUCCAUGCAUUGAAGAUAUCACCGAGGAAGUGACGGAUCUGGACAUGCUCCCCGAAUUGGAGCGUAUGAGACCAUCAGAUCUGUUGCGCACCUACGAUUCUCAUCAUGGCGAAUUCGACCACGACGACUCGAUGACCACUGAUGAUGAAGACGACGACAAUCAGCCCUCCAUGCUUGAGCAGUUGUGUAAUGAGAGGUUUCACCUUCUAUCCGUUGAUGAUGAAGAUUAUUAUGCCGAUAUUGGGUCCUCGAUUGACGACGAUGAGACCGAAGACAGUUUCUUCGAUUUCCGCGCUGCGAGCCGAGAGAUCACAACCAUGGAUAGAUAUGAGACUCGGUAUUAUGCUAACCUGCAGAGGGACCGUGCGAUGGAGGUUGCACCUGCAUAUCAGGCUAUCACUGAUGGGUCGGGCUCUGGUGAGUCUGACGUCGACGAGGAGUGCGAACCGCCAUUCGAACACGGACGGCUUGGCGAUCAAGAAGAUGAUAUUCCAUGGGAUGCACGCCCGGCCUCUUUCUCCAAUAUUGAAAUCCGCGGCGAUAUUCACAGUUUCCCUGGCCCAGUGAGCCCCGUCAUCGACGUUUUUCGUGACCUAGCGUCGUCGGUAUCCGAGGAUGUGGAAAGCAUCAACUACGACGACGUUCAGGACAAUGCACACCAUGCUGAAGUCCGUGCAUUUCUGGAAAAGAUUCGAAUUGCCGAGGAACAAGAAAUAGCGGCGGCUUACGACAAUCAGGAAGCUGUCGGCGAUGAAAACUUUCAGGGUGUUUAUCGCUCUUCCCAAUCUUUGGCACUGCUGGAAGGUCUCCGAUUUUCUGAGGGAGAGGAAAUUACGGAAGAUGCCUUUCCAACUGUCCAGCAUGUGUUCACUCAUCUGACCGCUUUGUAUGAUGCUCUGUACGAUCCACAGGCCCUUUGA